This is a messenger RNA of Marasmius oreades (fairy-ring Marasmius), 1188 nucleotides long. RefSeq lists its product as uncharacterized. The transcript has 3 exons. NCBI's taxonomy places the organism in Eukaryota, Fungi, Basidiomycota, Agaricomycetes, Agaricales, Marasmiaceae. Bases 64 to 1188 code for a protein of 374 amino acids. The record is from RefSeq and is a predicted model, not a curated record.
CCACGAGAUAUCUGAUAUCUUAAAUAACGUCAGACAGGCUCUCUACAUCAAUCUCUGCUCGACAUGACAACUACAGAGAAAGACCUCGCCAAAGUUUCAGACUUGCGAGAGUAUCUUGAAAACACUCCGUUUGCUGCUGAAGAGAUUGUUAUGUUCUCUGAUGGUAUUGUGAACUUUGCAUUUCGAAUCAAGCUCAAAACACCAUACGACGGGCGAUCGACGAUGGUUGUAAAGCAUGCGAAGCCGUAUAUGGCCAAGUUGUUGGAUCAAGAUAAUAAUAACAUCCCUUUCGAUUUGGAAAGGCAGAGAUACGAGGUUGAAGCCCUCAACCACGUCCACGCAUUGAUUCCUCCAGACUCCCUUGUCACCGUUCCUCGAGUGAACCAUUUUGAUGAAAAGGAGAAUGUCAUUAUCAUGGACGACUGUGGGACAGACUCUGUUACGCUCAAAAAGUUUAUGAUCGAUGGACGGUGCACACCUGCGCUAGCAGAGAAAAUCGGGGAUGCUUUAGGAAGUUUCUUGGGUGGACUUCACCAUACAUGGGGCAAGAAUGGCAUUGCUCGUUUGAUGGAAACACUGCGAGAACACAAACAAGGUAAGGAGGUCUGUGUUUGGGCUGUGUAUGGGAGGUUAGGUUCGACAAUCAGAGGAGAGGAUCCGACUCUCAACAUAUCAGAAAAUCCACCUGAAGUUGGAGAAACAGAAUUUAAACGGAUGGAGGAGAUUGGAAAGGAGAUUUCAGCUGAUAUGCUAUCUGAAGAAGAAGAUCUCGUCAUGGGUGAUUUCUGGCCCGGAAAUGUACUUAUUGAUCUCGCUGACGGUGGCUCCGAUAUCAACCGCAUGUUUGUUAUUGAUUGGGAGUUGGCAAAGCCUGGCCUUCAAGCUUUAGACAUCGGCGAGUUCUGCGCUGAGGUCGACCUCAUUCGCCGAUUCCAUGCAUCGAGCGCGACUGUUUGCUCGAGGAUGAUAGCUUCCUUCUAUCGUUCGUAUUCAAACCUGGAUGUCAAGAAAGACGUUGCGCUGUAUCAGACUGCCCUCGCUCACUGGGGAGCCCAUCUGACCGUCUGGACAUCGCAGGGGAAAUGGGGGGGUGUAGAGGAAACCCGAAUUGUAAUCACGGACGGUGUUAAACUUUUAGUAGAGGGAUACGAGUGCCCAGGAGAUGAAAUAGAAAGGAGAUACCAGUAG